Molecule: messenger RNA, 10269 nt
Organism: Electrophorus electricus (electric eel)
Lineage: Eukaryota; Metazoa; Chordata; Actinopteri; Gymnotiformes; Gymnotidae
Gene: plxna1a
Product: plexin A1a
Biological process (GO): semaphorin-plexin signaling pathway; regulation of cell migration
Cellular component (GO): plasma membrane; semaphorin receptor complex
Molecular function (GO): protein binding; semaphorin receptor activity
Source: RefSeq, a predicted model, not a curated record
GGUGAGACGAAUACCCCAAAUGUGCCGUAAAAGGAGGCAAUCCUGCGAAAUGUCCGUCUCCGGGAAAUGCAGCCGGCGAGCUUUCACGCCGUGUGUUUAUUAGGAGAAAACGACCCGUUUUGGCUUAACGGCACGGAAGCAGGAGGGGUGUUGACUGGUAGGAGAACUGGCUCCAGACGCGACUCCUAAGCGCUAAGUUUUUCGACGCAGCCUUCUGUUGGGUGUUUCGAUCUUGUUUAUACGGCGUGUGUGUGUGGGAUGCAAGCGUUCAAAGCCCAAGAGCCGUGCAGGAGAAAAGCAAGAAAAAACUGCAUGUGGGUUAGAAAUGUGGGCUAGUGGAAAGGACGUGACGGGAGCAGCCUGGGAAUCCUAAGAUUUCGAAGGGAUGCGAUCUUGUUAGGGCUAGAGGCCAUGCUACUGAAGAUGAUGAUGGUGUAGACGACAUCUCUGCGAGCAAACGUGAGAGAGCGCACGCGAGCAUCGAGGACACUGGGUCAAUAAGACUCUCUCUUCACCUCCAACUGACAUACGUGCUCAGAGUUUUUAGCAAGGAGUUCAGCAGCAAGGUGAACCGCACCUUGGACGUCUGCUUCCCAACAGAGCGAUCCUACUGAACAUGCCACUGCACAGUGCGGGCCACUGUCCCCGCCCCCUACGCGGGGCCUUCCACAUCCUGCUCUUCCUGGCUUCGUCCUGCCGGGGCGGGACGCCAGAAGCGGCCCUCCCCUCCUUCCGAACCUUUGCCCCGGCCGAGGGGGGGCUCACGCACCUGGUGGUCCACAACAAAACGGGCGAGGUCUACGUGGGCGCCGUGAACUGGAUCUACAAACUCGCCGGCAACCUGACCAAGCUCCGUAGCCACGUGACCGGGCCGGUGGUGGACAAUGAGAAGUGCUACCCACCGCCUGGGGUCCAGUCCUGUCCCCACGAGCUGUCCCAGACCAACAACGUCAACAAGCUGCUUCUGCUGGACCCGGGUCAGAACCGGCUCAUCGCCUGCGGAAGCACGUCGCAGGGCAUCUGCCAGUUUCUGCGGCUGGACGACCUCUUCAAGCUGGGCGAGCCGCACCACCGCAAGGAGCACUACCUGUCCAGCGUGUCGGAAGCAGGCACCAUGUCCGGUGUCGUUGUCAGCGGCCCGCAGGGCGUGAGCAGUGGGAAGCUGUUCGUGGGAACGCCCAUAGAGGGCAAAUCGGAGUACUUCCCCACCCUCUCCAGCCGCAAGCUGAUGGCCAACGAAGAGAACGCGGACAUGUUCAGCUUCGUGUACCAGGACGAGUUCGUCUCCUCCCAGCUCAAGAUCCCUUCGGACACGCUCUCCAAGUUCCCCGCCUUUGACAUCUACUAUGUGUAUGGUUUCAGCAGCGAGCAGUUCAUCUACUACCUGACGCUGCAGCUGGACACGCAGCUCACCUCGCCCGACGCCAGCGGCGAGCAGUUCUUCACCUCCAAGAUCGUGCGCCUCUGCGUGGACGACCCCAAGUUCUACUCCUACGUGGAGUUCCCCAUCGGCUGCUCCAAGGACGGGGCGGAGUAUCGCUUGGUCCAGGACGCCUACCUCACCCGGCCCGGCGCCAGGCUGGCGCGCUCACUGGGCAUCUCGGAGCGGGAGGAGGUGCUGUUCAUUGUGUUCGCUCAGGGCCAGAAGAACCGGGCAAAGCCACCCAAGGAGUCGGCCCUGUGCCUGUUCACCCUGCGCAAAAUAAAGGAGAAGAUCAAGGAGAGAAUCCAGUCGUGCUACCGUGGGGAGGGCAAACUGUCCCUUCCGUGGCUACUUAACAAAGAGCUGGCUUGCAUCAACUCGCCCUUGCAGAUAGACGACGACUUCUGCGGCCAGGACUUCAACCAGCCGCUGGGGGGCACCACCACCAUCGAGGGGCUGCCACUGUUCACAGACAAGGAGGACGGCAUGACGUCAGUGGCGGCCUACGAGUACGGCGGCCACACCGUGGCCUUCGCCGGCACGCGCAGCGGCAGGAUAAAGAAGAUCCUGGUGAACUCUGUUACCCAGCCUGCCCUGCUGUAUGAGAACGUGGUGGUGAGUGAUGGGAACUCCAUUCUGAGGGACAUGGUCUUCAGCCCCAACCACCAGAACAUAUACGCGCUCACGGACAAAGAGGUGAGCAUGGUGGCAGCAGAGGUCUGUGAGCAGUACACCAGCUGUAACGAGUGUCUGGGAUCGGGAGACCCCCACUGUGGCUGGUGUGUGCUGCACAACAUCUGCUCACGAAAGGUCCGGUGUGAAAGGGCAGAGGAACCACAGCGUUUUGCUUCCCGAGUGGAGCAGUGCGUCACACUCACCGUCCAACCCAACAACAUCUCCGUCACUAUGUCUGAAGUGCAGUUGCUACUGCAGGCUCACAACGUCCCCAGUCUCUCUGCCGGAGUCAACUGCUCGUUCGAGGACUACGCCGAGACCGAGGGACACCUUAUCGGGGGACGCAUUUACUGUAUGUCCCCGUCGCCGCGUGACAUCGCCCCUAUUACACGCAACCGGGGUGACAAGCGCGUGAUGAAGCUGUACCUGAAAUCCAAGGAGACGGGCAAGAAGUUCGCCAGUGUCGAUUUUGUCUUCUACAACUGCAGCGUCCACCAGUCAUGUCUCUCCUGUGUGAAUGGCUCCUUCCCCUGCCACUGGUGCAAAUACCGACACAUGUGCACCCACAACGCCAACGAGUGCUCCUUCCAGGAGGGCCGCGUCAACGUGUCGGAGGAGUGCCCCCAAAUCCUGCCCUCCACGCAGAUCUACAUCCCGGUGGGCGUAAUGAAGCCGAUCACACUGCUGGCCCGGAAUCUUCCGCAGCCGCAGUCGGGCCAGAGGAACUACGAGUGCAUCUUCUACAUCCAGGGCAAAGAGCACAGUGUUACGGCCUUGCGCUUCAACAGUACCAGCAUACAGUGCCAGAAGACCCUGUAUGACUAUGAAGGCAGUGACAUUGGGGACCUUCCCGUGGACCUGUCUGUGGUGUGGAAUGGGGACUUCGUCAUCGACAACCCUUACAGAAUGAAAGCUCACCUGUAUAAAUGCUACGCCCUGCGGGACAGCUGCGGCAUGUGUCUGAAGGCGGACCCGCGCUUCGACUGCGGUUGGUGUGUGCAGGAGAAGAAGUGCUCGCUCAGACAGGAGUGCGCUCCCCUGGAGAGCGCCUGGAUGCACCCGAGCACCGGCAACAGUCGGUGUACACACCCCAAAAUCACCAAGCUGUUUCCCGAGACAGGACCACGGCAAGGGGGGACCAGGCUCACCAUCACCGGCGAGAACCUGGGCCUGCAGUUCCGAGACAUUCAGUCGGGAGUCAGGCUGGGGAAAGUUCCGUGCGUCCCAAUCGAAGAGGAGUAUGUCAGUGCUGAGAGGAUUGUGUGCCAUCUGAACGACGCCACUGGGCAUCGGGUGCAGGAGGCCCAGGUGGAGGUGUGUGUAAGAGACUGCCUGGCAGACUACAGGGCUCUGUCACCCCGGGCCUUCACCUUUGUGACUCCAUUCUUCACCCGCGUGCAGCCCGCCCAGGGCCCUUUGUCCGGAGGCACCCUGGUCACCAUCGAGGGCAACCACCUGAACGCCGGCAGCUCCGUCGCCGUCAAUAUCGGCCGCCACCCCUGCCGCUUUAAGAAACGAACCUCUAAAGAGAUUGUCUGCGUGACCCCAGCCGGCGUGACCCCAGGAAGUACUCCCGUAAUGGUGGACAUUGACGCUGCCGAGUUGAGAAACCCUGAGGUGAAGUUCAACUACACGGAAGAUCCUACAGUUCUGCGCAUUGAGCCAGACUGGAGCAUCGCCAGUGGAGGAACACUCCUGACCAUCAGUGGUACCAAUCUGGCCACCAUCAGAGAGCCCAAGAUCCGCGCCAAGUACGGCUCUGCCGAGUCUUUCCACAACUGUACGGUCUACAAUAACUCGGUCAUGGUGUGCCUGGCACCAUCGGUGGCCCACUCCGAGAGAGGCUUCGCGGAGACGGGCAGCGGACCGGACGAGAUUGGCUUCUACAUGGACAACGUCCACGCCCUCACUGUGGUCAACGAGAGCUUCAGCUACUACCCUGACCCAAUGUUCGAGCCGCUCAGUCCCACGGGCAUACUGGAGCUCAAACCCACCUCGCCUCUGAUACUCAAAGGUCGUAACCUGUUUCCAGCAGUGCCUGGCAGCUCCCGGCUCAAUUACACGGUGCUGAUUGGGGAAACUCCAUGCGUCUUGACCCUGUCGGAGACCCAGCUGCUGUGCGAAUGGCCCAACCUCACUGGCCAACACAAAGUCACUAUCCGGGCAGGAGGGUUCGAGUACUCCCCAGGUACGCUGCAGAUCUACUCCGACAGCCUCCUCACGCUCCCGGCCAUCAUCGGGAUCGGAGGGGGUGGAGGGCUCCUCCUUCUGGUGAUCAUCGCCGUGCUCAUCGCCUACAAGCGCAAGUCCCGGGACGCUGACCGCACUCUCAAACGGCUGCAGCUGCAGAUGGACAACCUGGAGUCCAGAGUGGCGCUGGAGUGUAAAGAAGCAUUCGCAGAGCUCCAGACAGAUAUCCAUGAGCUAACCCAGGAGCUAGAUGGAGCUGGAAUACCCUUCCUAGACUACAGGACGUAUGCCAUGAGAGUGCUCUUCCCUGGCAUUGAAGACCACCCCGUGCUUAAGGAGAUGGAGGUCCAGGCCAACGUGGAGAAAGCCCUGACGCUGUUUGGCCAGCUCCUAACCAAGAAGCACUUCCUGCUGACGUUCAUCCGCACGCUGGAGGCGCAGCGCUCCUUCUCCAUGCGCGACCGCGGCAACGUGGCCUCGCUCAUCAUGACGGCGCUGCAGGGCGAGAUGGAGUACGCCACAGGAGUCCUCAAACAGCUGCUCUCCGACCUCAUCGAAAAGAACCUGGAGAGCAAGAACCACCCCAAGCUGCUCCUGCGCAGAACCGAGUCUGUUGCUGAGAAGAUGCUCACAAACUGGUUCACCUUCCUACUAUACAAGUUCCUGAAGGAGUGUGCUGGUGAGCCCCUCUUCAUGCUCUACUGUGCUAUAAAGCAGCAGAUGGAGAAAGGUCCCAUAGACUCCAUCACUGGAGAGGCGCGCUACUCCCUCAGCGAGGACAAACUCAUCCGCCAGCAGAUCGACUACAAGACACUGACUCUGCACUGUGUGAACCCGGAGAAUGAGAACGCGCCGGAAGUGACCGUGAAAUGCCUCAACUGCGACACCAUCACGCAGGUCAAGGAGAAACUCCUAGAUGCCGUAUAUAAGGGCAGCCCCUACUCCCAGAGACCCAAGGCUGGGGACAUGGACCUGGAAUGGAGGCAGGGCCGCAUGGCCAGGAUUAUUCUACAGGAUGAGGACAUCACUACUAAAAUCGAUAACGACUGGAAAAGACUCAACACAUUAGCACACUAUCAGGUAACAGAUGGGUCCGUCAUUGCACUGGUGCCAAAGCAGAACUCGGCCUACAACAUCUCUAACUCCUCUACCUUCACCAAGUCCCUCAGCAGAUAUGAGAGUAUGCUGAGGACAGCCAGUAGUCCAGACAGCCUUCGCUCCAGGACCCCUAUGAUCACCCCUGACCUGGAGAGUGGCACAAAACUCUGGCACUUGGUCAAAAACCAUGACCACUCAGACCAGAGAGAGGGCGAUCGCGGCAGCAAGAUGGUUUCCGAGAUCUACCUAACUCGUCUUCUAGCUACGAAGGGCACGCUGCAGAAGUUCGUAGAUGACCUGUUCGAGACGAUAUUCAGCACAGCACACCGCGGCAGCGCACUGCCCCUGGCCAUCAAGUACAUGUUCGACUUUCUGGACGAGCAGGCGGACAAACACCAGAUCACAGACUCGGAUGUGCGGCACACCUGGAAAAGCAACUGUUUGCCUUUGAGGUUCUGGGUGAACGUGAUCAAGAACCCUCAGUUUGUGUUCGACAUCCACAAAAACAGCAUCACGGACGCCUGCCUGUCCGUCGUGGCUCAGACCUUCAUGGACUCGUGCUCCACGUCGGAACACAAACUGGGAAAAGACUCACCCUCCAACAAGCUGCUGUACGCUAAAGACAUUCCCAACUACAAGAACUGGGUGGAGAGGUAUUACUCCGACAUCUCGCGCAUGGCUACCAUCAGCGACCAGGACAUGAGCGCGUAUUUGGCGGAGCAGUCCAGGCUCCACCUGAGCCAGUUCAACAGCAUGAGCGCCCUGCACGAGAUCUACUCCUACAUCUCCAAGUACAAAGACGAGAUCCUCUCCGCGCUCCAGAAGGACGAGCAGGCCCGGAGGCAGAGACUGCGCAGCAAGCUGGAGCAGGUGAUCGACACCAUGGCGCUGGCCAGCUGAGGACUCCCUCCCUACUCCCCUUCAGGCCAGCCCUGAGCUCCACCCCACACCCCUCUCCCUCCACCCGCACACAAAGCUUAUGGACUGCAAGGAUAGAUGCAGUACACUGGAGACCCUCUCACAAUAGCCCAGGGUGGAUAUCCCCUUAUUAGUCCCUUCUCCCUUACUCAACACGCAACAGAGUGGCUCUUCAGUGGCUCUCCUAUAGGACAUGGGUUACAACUUGUUAUAUUAUGGCAUAUUAUGGUUAUAUUAAGGUACGUUGAAGGAAACCUGUCCCUGUUCCCGAGUGAGCCCUGCUUCGGAAGGUUUGGACAACGAAGUGUAGAUCCCUCACGGCCUCGGUCUUGAAGUUUAAAGCAGGUUACUGAAAAUCCUGGUUUUAUAGUGCUCCGUUUUGUUGGAUGAAGUCUGUUUGUUUUCCCAUCCUGUGGUGGAUUCGGUUUUCCUUCCUCGGGGAUGACUGAUCACGCGAUCGCUCCCAGUCUCCUGCCACUUGUGUUACUGCUGAAUUUGCACAAUUUACAAGAACCACAACAAAAACAAAAAUGAUAUAAAUAUAUAUGUAUAGAUACAUAAAUACAACUGCAUUUUUAUACAAAAUGAGGAAAAAAUGAUAAAAAAUUUUACAGUUUUAACAUAGAAAAGACUUCAACAAAAAUGAAUUUGAUAUGUGAAACAAAGACUGAACUAUGAAAAAAAAAAUAUUUAAAACCUUGUCCUGUGCCAUGUUUUAUUUGAAUGUUGUUUAGUGCAAAAAACCUUUUCUUUAGCUAAAAUGUGCUAUGAUUUAAUGUUGACUUGCCUAGUGACUGAAGAAUCAAGAGUGGAAAAUAUUACACAAAAAAUAACAAAAAACUGAGACAGAUGAACAAAAUGUUGUGUGGUACCUUGUCUUUUUGGAAGGGAAUAAUGCAGAAAAAAAAAAUGUAAUUCUUAAGUUCGUGGAAGAAUCGGUAUGUUAAGUUUCUACGCUUUUUUUUUUUCAACCUUAAUUCACUGUUGUGGUUUUAUUGUGAAAGCCAUGUGAGUGGGCUUUCUUGUUGUAUGAUAUUUCAUCCCUCGAGAAAUUAGUGCAGAAAUGCAUGCGAAAGAGAUUUCUGACCGGUUAUUAUUGGCUAUGUUAGGGGUUUUCACUACUUUAUAUUCGCUUGUCAUCCCACAGAAAAAAAAGCCCCAAACACAGUACCUUCCACCUGUGCGCUCGACAGACGGCAUUGUCUUUCCACAAAGCACCUCACGCCGCACGAAGGAAAACUCUUGCCGAAAACGCUACGGCUCAACAAUGAGGCGCGAUAUGAUGUCUUGCGCAAUGCUGGGAAGGUCCCAGAUAAUUACCAUCAUGGCGUCCGUCCCUUUGGCGCCCUACUGCUGUAGUUUUGGUGGCUAAAAUCGUAAUAAGAUCGAACAGUGUGUUCCUGCAGCAGGUGGGGUAAUCAGAUAUCCACAGCCGCUGUGAAUAUGGCUUAAUAACGGUAGUAGGUAGUCUUUGUGUGCCAGUGCUAGAGGAAAAGAGUUGAACUUCAGUUUAAUUUGCAGUCCUCAUUUACUGCAGCUCGUUGUCAAAUAAGCUAUCGUGGCCGUCACUUAUUUUCAUAGUUUUUCUUUGAUACAAGCCCUUUCAUUAGUUUAUUCAGAACUUCGACUAAACAGCAAAGUCGUGUACAUUGCGAAUAUAUCACGUCGGAGGUAUGCUCCUUGUAGUCCUCCCUCUUCUUUCAUUUUCCCCUCUUUAACCUAAUUCUCUCGUGCUAUCUCUCAAGAAGAAAAAAGGAUAAAUAUGUUGCAUUUGAAGUAGGUAAACAUGCAACGUUUUUUUUCCCCCCCGGUUUCAGUCAUUCAGAAAAUGUGAAGCGAUUUGCAAAUUCUCCCCUUCUGCUGCGCCUCUCAUCUGCUGAGCGUCUCAAAUCGAUGAAGCAGAGAUCUUUGACAUCCGUGCUCCCCGCCCCAAACUUUCCCUUUGGUCUCCGGAAUGCCAGACGCUGCUGUGAAGAUCCACGUUGUCCCCUUCAUUUGUUGCACUGUACUCUUGAGGCCAGACAUGUUUAAACAACAGAAAUCUCCGCUCCACUUACCGCUCCCUCUGACAAUAAAGCAAAUGUAAGGAUGCUGUGAGAAGUGUGAGAAGUAGGUGAGAAUCCUGAGAGAGAAAAUGGAUAGUCACCGUAGAACUUUUUUUUGUUUGUUUUUAUCUGGAGGCACGUGUGCACCAGGGUUCAUGACAGCCAGCAGGGUUAAGAAAACAAAUGCUUUGUUUUUAUUUAUUUUUGAAUGUUUUUGAGCAUUGUGUAUAUGCUAGCGCAAUCUCUCCUAUCCAACUAGGAGCAGGUCUCCAAAAGUAUAAAGCCGUAUUUAGUAUCUGUAGUACUGACAAUCUUCUCAAACUUGAGACAUUCUAGCUAUAAGAAUCCUUUAUUUCUUUAUAUCUAUUCCAGUCUUGUUGUAAUCAUUCUGGAUGCUUUUACUGUGUAGGUUUCAGCAACAUAUCACCAGUUGUUUUCUCAUAACUUUUUGUGCUUUCAACUUUUGCUGUCACUGAAAAUGUUAUGAUAUUAUUAAAAAGGACUUGUUUAGUCUUCAUCUAACCAUGGACACCCCCUUUUUGCAGCACACAUGACAAAGUUCAAUGGAAGGCAGUCUUCUUAUUUCUACCAUACAGUAUACCUGUAGGACUACAGCAUCACUACAGGGUCCAUACAUGGCGUACGCUAGUCUUAGGCCGUGUCCGUAAAUAACAAGUAGUGAAUUCUUGAACAGGGUGACUUAAAUUGAUGUCUAGCUUUUUUUUUUUCCAAAAUACGUGUGUGUGUGUGUGUGUGUGUGUGUGUGUGUGUGUGUGUGUGUGUGUGUGUGUGUGUGUGUGUGUAUAUAUAAUCUUCUGAUAAUCUGUUUGUCCUCACAUGGAACAAGAAAGAUUUGCCCUUUUGCGCCAUAGAUGUUUCCAUGUUGCGUAGGAGAAUCAUCUUUCAUUCCACGUAUUUUCAAGACGUCUUGUUCUUUACUCUCAUUCUUUAUAUCAAAAAAGCAUUUACUGACUAGCAACCAUUUUUAUUGUACCCCUCAUAGUUUCCCUGAUGGAAACAUGUUGACAGGUUCAGCCUUACGCUGCAUUAGCAAGGCUUUGAUGACCGAGACUGUAAAACAACUGGUUGCGUCGGCUCAGGACACGUGAUUUGCUUUGAUGUUAUUUUUUUUAUCCUCUUUUUUCAUUUUAUCAAUUUAUCCUCUUUUUCUUUUCCUUUUUUAUCGGGGGUGCUGUUUGACUACUUGAUACUUUUCAUGAGUUGUGGAAAAUGUGGACGUCUUGAGCCGUUCACCAACAUCUCAGUGUUGAACUAUUGACGCGCUUGCCUCUCCUUUCUUUAUAUUCUUGUUUUGAGGAAGAAAACAAAAAGAGAUGCCUGUUUUUUUUUGGUUUUUGUUUGUUUUUUUGUUGUAGAAUAGCCGUGUUGUGAUAGUUUAGCCGUAGGAGUAGAAGAAGGGUUUGGUAAAUCAGAAGCUGUUUCAGUAAUCACGGAGCUUUCACGUUUUUACACAGUGCCUUGCCACCUUCUCUCGCUCCUCUGAAGCCUCCACAACCGCAUCACCCACAAUCCCUCCUUCCACCGUGUCCACUGGCCACUUCCUCUCUCUCGCACUGCUCAGUUCAAGCGACCAACCCCUCUACUCCUGUUCUUAGUUUUUAUUUCUGCUCAUAAUUUAGCCAAAAUAAGAAGCUGAUCUUAAAAAAACAAAAACAAAACAUUUCACUUACACAUUGGAAAAGUGUGAGCAUGUGAAUUUAAAAAAAAGAAUACAAAACUAAAGAAUUUUAAUACUUUCUGAAUUCUGAUACCUUUUUAAGAGUUUCAAACUUGAAUCAACUGUGACAGGUUGGCUGUUAAAUGCUCGUUGUGUAAAUAUUGUUCUCCUUCCUAUUUUGCAGAUUUAUUAUGUGUAAAUAAACACAUGCAUCAAGGAGAGAUUAAACCUUUUUUGCUAUA